GAUGUCGCUGCAGUAUUGCGUCUUCGUGUUUACGGGCGGGAAGAGUGAACAGUCAGACGAGUGCCGUGUUUACAUCAGGGACUUAGUUAUUAUCGCCCUUGACAAGGACCAUGUGCACGUUUUUAUGACUGGCGAGGAAUUAAAGACGACAGUAAAUAUACUUUAAACCGGACUUCGGUUCCAACUAGUUGUCAGAGGGAAGAUGGAGAAUCCCCGUGUUGGCUCCGACGGUGGAACAGUGAUCGGGCCCGCGGUGCAGGUGGCUGACAUCUGCCUUCCGGCGGCGGCUCUACCGCUUCGGCUGGUGGAGUGGAAAGUGAAGCCCGGUUCCCUCGUCAAUGUGGACUCCGUGUUAGCGCUGUGCGCGCCGAUACAAGUGGACGGGGCUGUUCGACUGCCCGAGAAGAAGGUGAAGUCCGACCGCGCUGGAGUAGUCAAGGAGCUUUGCUGUCAACUCGGACAAGUCUUAAGCCCCGGAGGGGUCAUCGUCAAAAUUGAAGAAUGCUGCCAUCCGAUAGUGAUGAAAGGGCUAUGUGCCGAGUGUGGCCAGGACUUGACUCAGUUGCAGAGUUUCAGCAGAAACCAGCAAACUCCCAUUUCCACUGCUACCGUGUCAAUGGUGCACAGUGUACCUGAGCUGAUGGUCAGCACAGAGCAAGCCGAGCAGCUCGGUAGAGAAGACCAGCAGAGACUUCACAGAAACAAGAAGCUGGUCCUGAUGGUGGAUCUGGACCAGACCCUCAUCCAUACCACCGAGCAGCACGUCCAAAGGAUCUCCAACAAAGGCAUCUUCCACUUCCAGCUGGGGCGAGGAGAGCCAGUCCUGCACACAAGACUGCGGCCGCAUUGCAAAGAGUUUCUGGAGAAAAUAGCCAAACUCUAUGAGCUGCACGUCUUCACUUUUGGGAGUCGCCUCUAUGCUCACACCAUUGCAGGUUUUCUGGACCCCGAGAAGAAGCUUUUUUCUCAUCGAAUCCUUUCACGAGACGAGUGCAUCGACCCUUUUUCCAAGACAGGGAAUCUGAGGAAUCUCUUCCCCUGUGGAGACUCAAUGGUCUGCAUCAUUGAUGACAGAGAAGACGUGUGGAAGUUUGCACCAAACCUCAUCACUGUGAAGAAAUACAUUUACUUCCAGGGCACAGGGGACAUCAAUGCUCCGCCAGGAUCACGGGAGGCACAGGCAGCCAGGAAAGUGAGCUCCACAAGUGCGCAGCCGGACAGCACAGAACAGACAAGGACACCGUCCUCUGACGAGCAAAACAAUGGUCUCAGUAAAAAGGAUGAUGACCAGGAUGUGUCGGCAAAGGAGGAUCUUACAUCUAAGUGUUCUCAGGAAGAGUCUACUGCUGAACACACACCGCUCACAGAUGAUGUGGAGGGCCAGUCACUCUCCAGUCUAGGAUGUGAGAUGGACACGGGCUCUUUGGAAAUGAGUGUUGACGGAGAGCAAAAUAAUCUGAAGGGAGAAGAUAAAAGGAGGACACGCGACACACAGGAUAGUGCAUACUCAUCCACGUUUAGCCAUGAGGCUGCUAAUCUGGAUUUGGACAUUUCCAGUGACAGUGACUCCUUCUCAGAAAAAACUACCUCAAAAGAAAGCGCUGGUGAAGACAAGUCUUCCCAGACAAAGUUUUCUGAGCCAGGAGGUGAUACAUCAGAGCCCUCUGAUGCAGUAGUCGCACGAGAAGGGGAUGAUAAGGCUCCUAUUGAGUCUAAAAACAGCCAGGACACAGCCGAAUCGUCAGGGGUUCUCUUGCCGGAUACUGACCUUGGGAAUGGCUGCCAAGAAAAGAGAGAGCCAGAAACAGAGUCGCAGAUUAGUGAACAAUCUGGAGUGACAUUAGUGGAGGAGCUUCUGGAUCAGAGUAUGGAGGACGAUGAGGAUGAUGAAGACACUUUUAAUGAUCAGGACGAUCACCUGAUUUACCUCGAGGAGGUGCUGGAAAGGAUUCAUGGCGAGUACUACGCUCGCUAUGAGUCUUACCUAAAGAAGGAGGUGUGUGAUGCACCAGACAUUCGCAAAAUAGUUCCAGAGCUUAAACGCAAGACACUAGAAGGAACCACGCUAGUGUUCAGUGGCCUUUACCCGACCAACUAUCCCCUGGAGCGGACUCGUGAGCACUACCAUGCCAAGGCUCUGGGUGCAAAGAUUAGCAAGCAACUAGUUCUUGACUCCAAAGACGCCAACUCCACAACACAUCUCAUUGCAGCUAAAGCAGGUACUGAGAAGGUUCGGCAGGGACAAGGCUUGAAGCACCUCCAUGUUGUCAACCCAGACUGGCUUUGGAGUUGUCUGGAGCGGUGGGAGAGAGUGGAGGAGCAGCUCUUCCCUCUGAAAGAGGAUUACUCCAAGAAUAUAGGAAAUAGGUGCAACAGUCCAGCAGCUUUCCUGGAGCAUCAAAGCUCCGUGAAAAAGUCCAAUUUCCAGUCAGUGCCAGUUCAGCAGAGUGUACCAGCACAAGCCCCAGAGGUUCGGCAUUAUGAUCCUGUCACAGGGAAGCUGAUCCGUCGAGCUCCACAGGUGUCGUGGCCUCCAGCCUAUCCCGGGUCCACAUCAUCUUCUUCGAUGCUUUCCGAUCAUGGGGAGAACUCUUUUCUCAGGGCAAAUAAGAGUCAAGAUGAUGUAACGCCGUCUUGUCAGGACAACGAACAACCUGGACCCUCUCGGCGGAAACGGCAACUGAGUAUGUCGGAAACCAUGCCGCUCUACACACUCUGCAAGGAGGACUUGGAAAGCAUGGACAAAGAGGUUGAUGACAUCCUGUGCGAGGACAGCGACAAUGAGAGUGAAGGACAGGGGAAAGAGAAAGCAGUUGCUGAGGAAGGUGACGAUGAAGAUGAGUGUCCAGAGGCUGAAGAGAAAACCAGCAGGGGACUUGGCCCCCAAUCACUAAACAUGGAAGGAAGCAUCCAGACAACAGCCAGUGAAGCAGGUCUGCCAAGUAAAACAUUAAGGGGCUGCAAGAGGAAGCACGAUGAGGUGAAGGACGAGGAGGACAAGAAGGAAGACGAGUCAGCAGACGAGUCUUCCAAAGAGUCCAACGAGGAAGAGGAGGGAAGCAGCUCCGAGGCAGAUGAGAUGGCUGCGGCGCUCGAGGCAGAGCUCAAUGACUUUAUGUGACUCACAAAAGAAAAAAAAAAAAAAAAGAAAAAAGACCCUAUUUUGUCUACUGGAUACAUUGCGUGUAAAAAGUGACUGUACAGAAAUAUUGUGUGGCUCAAUAAUUCCUGACUUUCUUUGUAAACGCCUCCUCGGCUUGAAAAGACUUAUUUUAAAGACGUGUUGAGAUCCUAUCAUGACCCUUUUUAAGUUCUAUUUAAUUUCCGUGUACACCGUCAAGCUUUACUGGUCUCACACGCCAAAGAGCUGGAGGAGUAUUUUUGCUAACAAGUGCAGCUAACGGGUCAACUGUCUGAUACUUCUUUUUAAACAUGUGGCUGGUGACGUUUGAAUGUCUGCAGCUGGCCCCAGAACUCUGUCCACUAUCAUGCCAACCGACAUUCAAAACUGAAGUCACCUUCCCCCCCCCCCAUCCUUCAGCAGCAGACAGACGUCUCAGGUUUUCACUCAAAUGUUCCUCCGGGUGUUUUUAACCGCAUGCUUUUUUGCCCCCCCCCCCACUUUGUUUUCCCAAUCCUCCACUGACUCAUUUUGACAUGUACUCUCUUAAUCAAUGUGGGUAGAUUAUGCUGAUAUUGGUUGUCAUAUAUUUGUUGUCUUAAAUUAAAACAAAUUGAUUUUUGGGGUGCCAGUUUGCGCUGAAUGCUCUAUCAUGACUGCACUGAUCUCCUCCCUUAUGUCACCACCACUUUCAUGCUACAGUUGUUUUAGGUGGACCUUGAAUUGUGAGGUCCCCGCUUGUGUUUGUGCUCCCCAAACCUGCGGAAGCACUCUGUGUUGAGGAUUAAUGGUGUUUUGUUUGUGUUGGGUGUUUCCAUACUCCUCUUUUGUGAGCUUCAUUUCAUACUUGACCCCAAAAGAGAAGAUGGUUCGGUGAAAUAAAGAUGUUAUUCUUUUGUA
Synchiropus splendidus (mandarinfish) is the source of this 4021-nucleotide messenger RNA. It is a transcript of the gene ctdp1, whose product is annotated as CTD (carboxy-terminal domain, RNA polymerase II, polypeptide A) phosphatase, subunit 1. Gene Ontology annotation, molecular function: RNA polymerase II CTD heptapeptide repeat phosphatase activity. NCBI's taxonomy places the organism in Eukaryota, Metazoa, Chordata, Actinopteri, Syngnathiformes, Callionymidae. Bases 203 to 3121 code for a protein of 972 amino acids. The record is from RefSeq and is a predicted model, not a curated record. The transcript has 13 exons. Gene Ontology annotation, cellular component: nucleus.